AUGAAUUGGGCAUUUGUCAGAUAAUCCAUCAAACUUCCAACAGAUGGUGAGCGUCUUAGCAGGGGUGAUCACAUCUGUCAUCAGCAAGCUCACUGCCCUGCUUGGGGAGGAGUACGCAAAGCUGAAGGGUGUGCACAGGGAGGUGGAGUUCAUGAAAGAUGAGCUGAGCAGCAUGAACGCACUCCUUCACAGGUUUGCAGAGGUAGACUGCGAUCUUGAUGUGCAGACGAAGGAAUGGAGUAGCCAAGUCAGGGAGAUGUCUUAUGACAUCGAGGAUUGCAUUGACGACUUUAUGAAAAGCCUUGGUCAAACUGAGAUGGCCAAGUCUGCAGGGCUUGUCCAAAGUGUAGUCCAGCAGCUCAAGGCAGUGAGGGUGCGCCAUCAAAUCUCCAGCCAAAUCCAGGGGCUUAAGGCACGUGUUGAAGAUGCAAGCAAGCGGCGUAUGAGGUAUAAGAUCGAUGAGCGCACCUUCGAGCCUAGCAUCUUAAGGGCCAUCGACCGUCGUUUGCCUUCGCUCUAUGCUGAACAGGAUGAACUUGUCGAUAUUGACCAGCCAAGAGAUGAGCUCAUCAAGUGCCUAAUGGAGGGGGUGGGUUCAUCGGUGCAGAAACUAAAGGUCAUAUCUAUUGCGGGUCCUGGAGGCCUCGGUAAAACUACCCUUGCGAAUGAGGUGUACCGUAAACUGGAAGGCCAGUUCCAGUGUCGAGCUUUUGUUUCUUUGUCACAGCAACCAGAUGUGAAUAAGAUCUUAAGAAAUAUACUCUCUCAAGUCUGCCAGCAGGAGCUUCCUAGCACAGAUAUAUGGGACGAGGGGAAGCUCAUCGAUGCAAUCAGAGAAGUUUUAAAGAACAAGAGGUACUUAGUCAUCAUUGAUGAUGUAUGGAGUACUCAAGCAUGGAAGAUUAUCAAAUGUUCUUUUUUUUGAAUGAUCUGGGAAGCAGAAUAAUGACGACAACACGUAGUA
Molecule: messenger RNA, 964 nt
Organism: Lolium rigidum
Lineage: Eukaryota; Viridiplantae; Streptophyta; Magnoliopsida; Poales; Poaceae
Product: disease resistance protein Pik-2-like
Exons: 2
Coding region: 44-925 (293 amino acids)
Molecular function (GO): ADP binding
Source: RefSeq, a predicted model, not a curated record